CGACCUUUAUUAGAAUCACUGAACAACUCCUACCAACCUUGCACACGGGCUCAAGUCUUCAGAGAAGGAGAGUUGAAUCCAUGGCAACUUCCAAGCUUCAAGCUCUCUGGAACCACCCGGCCGGUCCCAAAACUAUUCACUUCUGGGCACCAACUUUUAAAUGGGGCAUCAGCAUAGCUAAUGUUGCCGACUUUGCAAAACCACCCGAAAAACUUUCCUAUCCCCAGCAAAUUGCGGUGGCAGCAACUGGAAUUAUCUGGUCGCGCUACAGCACUGUUAUUACGCCGAAGAACUGGAAUCUUUUUAGUGUAAACGUUGCAAUGGCUGGAACAGGGCUCUACCAACUUUCACGCAAGAUCCGGCAUGACUACUUUUCUGAGUCAGAAGAGGCUGCAGUUGCAAAAGAAUGAUGACGAAAAAUCUUCUAAACAUCUUGUUACAGGGUGAUUAACCACAGUUGCCUUUGCCCCACUUUGUUAUUUGUUCUCUUUUUACCUCGCAAUUGAUUCAAGUUCAAAAUGUCAUUGAUGCAUGCCUUAUUUUUGGCCUUGAAUUGUUAAAUAAGUUUUUGAGAAUUUGUAACAGAAUAUUGGUUGUCUUUCCCAUUAUGCUUGUAAAGCUAAUAAAAAUUCUGGGAAAAUUUGGAUGGGGCUAAUAAAAUAUCGUUUUAACGCC
Messenger RNA from Pistacia vera, 675 nucleotides. Its product is annotated as mitochondrial pyruvate carrier 4. The transcript has 5 exons. Gene Ontology annotation, cellular component: mitochondrial inner membrane. The coding region runs from base 81 to 410 and encodes 109 amino acids. Lineage: Eukaryota; Viridiplantae; Streptophyta; Magnoliopsida; Sapindales; Anacardiaceae. Gene Ontology annotation, biological process: pyruvate import into mitochondria. The record is from RefSeq and is a predicted model, not a curated record.